This is a messenger RNA of Musca vetustissima, 1602 nucleotides long. RefSeq names its product serine/arginine-rich splicing factor 4-like. NCBI's taxonomy places the organism in Eukaryota, Metazoa, Arthropoda, Insecta, Diptera, Muscidae. The record is from RefSeq and is a predicted model, not a curated record. Bases 1 to 1602 code for a protein of 533 amino acids. The transcript has a single exon.
AUGGGUCACGAUGAAACUGUGCUGAAUGACAAACGGACCCAGGUUCCGUAUGUUUCCAAUUCCAUGUUGAGUGGCAACAUGAAGGAGAUUUACAAGGCCAUGAAGAAAACUCGUAAAAUGCAGAAAAUGUUGCAAAAUUUAAUGGGAGAUUUGAAUGAAGAAAUGCAUUAUCGGGACCGUCACGGCAAGCAAGGACAUCAUGGACGUCGUCAUCGUUCUCGAUCACGCUCCGUCUCAUCAACAACAAGCACAAGUAGUAGUGGUAGCAGUGUAACUAGCCGUUCAAGAUCACGCUCCCAUUCAAGGGGUCGUCAUGACCGCAGUAAAAUGCGCCAUGGAAAUCGUUCGCAUUCUCAUGAUCGCCAUGGUCAUAGAAUGCGUUCACGCUCGCGUUCUCGUUCGGUGUCAGUGGAUCGUCAUGGUCAUCGUCUACGUCGUGUUAGUCGCUCUCGUUCCCGUUCAUUGUCCUGGGGACGUCUCGGCAAGGGUCGUCAUCGUUCACGCUCUGUAUCCUGGGGACGUCAUCAUGGUCAUGGUAGACAUCGUUCCCGUUCUCUGUCGUGGGAACGAAACGGCAAAACUUUAAGACAUCAUCAUGGCCACCGUAUUCGUUCACGUUCCCGUUCGUUAUCAUUGGAUCAUCAUGGACAUCGUAUACGUCGUCAUUUGAGCCAUUCUCGUUCGCGUUCAAUGUCCUGGGGACGCCAUCAUGGUCAUCGGAGACAUCGUUCCCGUUCCGUGUCUUCGCGACGUCAUGGUCACGGAAGACGUCAUUUGAGCCAUUCUCGUUCCCGUUCAAUGUCCUGGGGACGACAUCACGGUCAUCGGAGACAUCGUUCCCGUUCCGUGUCUUUGCGACGUCAUGGUCACGGAAGACGUAAUUUGAGCCAUUCUAGUUCCCGUUCAAUGUACUGGGGACGACAUCACGGUCAUGGUAGACAUCGUUCACGUUCCGUGUCUUCGCGACGUCAUGACGUGUCCUGGAAUCGACAUGGAAAACGUUGGCGUCGCAUCAGCCGUUCUCGUUCUCUAUCUGUGGGUAGGCACCAUGACCAUGGUAAGCGCCAUAUGAAUCGUUCACGCUCCCGUUCUUUAUCUGUGGGACGUCAUGUUCACCGCCGGCACCACUUGAGUCGAUCCCGCUCGAUUUCUUUGGAUCGUUAUGGCCAUCACCAUCGUCAUUUGGGAAGCAAUCACUUGAGCCGCUCUCAUGGACAUCACCGGCGUAGCGUUAGUCGUUCUCGAUCUACAUCCCCUCAUCGUCGUCAUGGACAUCAUCACAUGUAUCACGAUAGGAAAUCAUCCAAAUGGAUGAAACAUGGAAAUCUUAGUUCCUCAACUUCGACAUCCGGCACCAGCAGCAGCAGCAGUGAUAGCAGUUCUGAGAAUGAAUUACAUUUGGAUCGUCAUGCUAUGCGAAAAAUCCUAAGAAACCCUGAUUGCCCUUGGAUGAAAGGAAAUGUUGUCAAAUGUUGCGGCAAACGUUGGCUCAUGAAUCCCAUGAUGAUGCAAAAUCCUUGGAUGAUGAUGAUGGACAAUCCAAUGAUGAUGAUGCCUUUGAAGAAAACACACCAUGGCAAAGGUUCGCAUCACCGCAAAUAA